AUGUUGCCCUUCCUCGAGGUCACGCAUCUCCCCUCAUCGUCCUCCUUCUACUCGGCUAUCCUUCAACCCCUCGGCCUGCGAUAUCUAUCGGCAGAGCCAAGCUCAGAGUCACAGUCGGUGGUCCCGAUCGUCACCUACGGCACCCCAUCCCCUCCGACCCCCGUCUUUCAGCUCCGCCAGGUCGCAGCCCACAGCAUCAGGUUGUCUCGCAUCGUCCUCACCGCGCCCUCUACUGCCGCCGUAGCCGAGUUCCACUCCUUCGCUCUUCGCGCCAAUCCCGAUCUUGAAAAGCCGACCAGCGCUGGCGCCCGCGAGGCCGCGUCCACAACCGAAAGCCGGGCGAGGAUUCUCGAUUUUGACGGCAACACGAUGGAGGUUGCCUAUCUCCCCCCACCUGACUACCCCACCCGCUACGGCGGUUCCACGGUCCGCAAGACCCAGUCGACCCCUACCGAGGCGGCCCGCGUCCUAGACUGGAAUUACGGCGUCGCCACCUCGGCCCCGCCCCGUGCUUCCACCUCCGCCUGCGGUGGGCCCCGUCUCACUGCCGCGAGGCGGCCAUCCAACCGUUUUGCCGAGAACGAUCCGUACUCGAGGAGGAGGAGUGUCCCUACGACCGUCUCUUCGGUCUACGAACCCACGGCCUCACCCCGCCAGAACUCCAGCGGCCUCAGCACCGGCGCCGUCGUCGGCACUCUCCUGGGCGUUGCUGCCGGCGCUGCCUUCACCUACAGCAUGGUCAAGAAUGACCAACCACACCGCGCCGCCCGUCAGGAGUUCGACCCGCCCGCCUUCGCGCGGCGCUCGACAUUCCCAGAGCCCUUCCCGGACCAACAGGGGCGCUACGUCCACGUCGAACGGAACGUCGAGAAGGUUCGCCAUCCGAGCGAGUACCCACCCGUCGUCGAUCGGCGCCCGCCACCCGAGUACAUUGCACGGUACAGCCAGGUGGGCGCGUCCAAGAGCAGGGAAGCCGACGACGUCUACGACGACUCUCGGAGCCGCCAUUCAUCCCGGUACCGGCCCAGCGCGGCGGGGAGCGUGCGCACUCGAAGCGAAGCUUCAACGAGCCGAAAGCCUCUUCUCAUCACCGACUCGGAGCACCGAAGCUUCGUGGGCUCCAAGCACAGCAACUCUCCUCCCAUCACAAGGUCCGUAGUGCAUCGCAGCAACACCUACGACAUCGGAGACCGGGAAAGCUAUACCUCGGCCCGGAGCCAGCGGUCGGCCAGCACAAUCCGUGGCGCGCCAGUCCCUCCGCCGGGCGCCCCUUCCUCGUCUCAGCUGCUCGCGCGCUCGAGGGCGGGCAGCCGCGUCACGACGACGACCAUCAAGGUAGGGGGUGGCAACUCGCCAAGCCCGCACGCCCUCAGCCGGGCCGGCAGCUACGUGUCGGCUCGCAACGUCCCCCUCCCGCCGAGCGCCGCCGGGAACGGCUGGCACGACUGGGACGACGACGCCGGCAGCAUCGCACCAAGCGACAGUAUCAGCUGCGUGGGCAGCCGGAGGAGCGGGAGGUCAUAUCACUAA
Messenger RNA from Phialemonium atrogriseum, 1530 nucleotides. RefSeq lists its product as uncharacterized. NCBI's taxonomy places the organism in Eukaryota, Fungi, Ascomycota, Sordariomycetes, Cephalothecales, Cephalothecaceae. The record is from RefSeq and is a predicted model, not a curated record. The transcript has a single exon. The coding region runs from base 1 to 1530 and encodes 509 amino acids.